AUAAAAACCCUAAUACAAUAUAUACCAAGAUCCAAACCAAACCAAAAGCACUGCUACUACUCUUGCUUUUGCUUUUGGUUCAUAUAUAUACAUAUAUAGAUAUAGAUAUAUAGACGAUAUAGAGAAAAUGGCAGCCUCAGUUGAUCCACUAGUGGUGGGAAGAGUGAUCGGAGAUGUGGUGGACAUGUUUGUUCCGGCGGUGGCUGUGUCUGUCUACUUUGGUUCGAAGCAUGUCACCAAUGGCUGUGAUAUAAAACCCUCCAUUUCCAUUACUCCACCAAAACUCACCAUUUCUGGACACUCUGACGACCUCUACACUCUGGUAAUGACGGACCCCGACGCGCCCAGUCCGAGUGAACCCAGCAUGCGAGAGUGGGUGCACUGGAUUGUCGUGGAUAUACCAGGAGGGACAAAUCCAAACAGAGGGAAAGAGAUUCUACCUUACGUCGGGCCGCGGCCGCCGGUGGGUAUCCACCGCUACAUUCUGGUCCUGUUCCGGCAGAAGGCGCCGCUGGGGCUGGUGGACCAGCCGCCGUGCCGUGCCAACUUCAACACGCGCUUCUUCGCCGCACACCUUGAUCUCGGUCUGCCUGUGGCCACCGUGUACUUCAACUCCCAGAAGGAGCCGGCGACUAAGCGGCGUUAAUAAUCAAGAGCCGAGCCGAGCCGAGCCGAAGUGAGCUGAAUCAGGAGGUUGAAUCAUGUGUACAUGGAUGCAUGGUAAUAUUAUAUAGUUGGAAAGAAAGAAUAAAGCAAUGUGUGGUGUAAGCUUUAUUUUUAUUUUAUUGUUAGCUUUUUAUAUUAUAUUUUUCUUUAAUAUACACUA
Messenger RNA from Humulus lupulus (European hop), 826 nucleotides. RefSeq names its product protein MOTHER of FT and TFL1. The record is from RefSeq and is a predicted model, not a curated record. Gene Ontology annotation, biological process: response to abscisic acid; positive regulation of seed germination. The coding region runs from base 128 to 646 and encodes 172 amino acids. The transcript is spliced from 4 exons. NCBI's taxonomy places the organism in Eukaryota, Viridiplantae, Streptophyta, Magnoliopsida, Rosales, Cannabaceae.